Saxophila tyrrhenica is the source of this 1956-nucleotide messenger RNA. It is a transcript of the gene MDM34, whose product is annotated as ERMES complex subunit. Gene Ontology annotation, biological process: mitochondrion organization; phospholipid transport. Gene Ontology annotation, molecular function: lipid binding. Gene Ontology annotation, cellular component: ERMES complex. The record is from RefSeq and is a predicted model, not a curated record. Bases 1 to 1956 code for a protein of 651 amino acids. The transcript has a single exon. NCBI's taxonomy places the organism in Eukaryota, Fungi, Ascomycota, Dothideomycetes, Mycosphaerellales, Extremaceae.
AUGGCCUUCCACUUCAACUGGUCGCCGCUCAUCGCCGACACCGACCGGGUGCGACACAUGCUCACCUCGUCCCUCAACAAGUCGCCCAAGCCGCCCAUCAUCGUCGACGACAUCUUCGUGAACGAGCUGAACCUGGGGUCGACUCCUCCGUCAUUAGAGAUACUUGAGAUUGGCGAUCUGGCGGAGGACCGGUUCAGAGGGAUAUUCAAGGUCAAAUAUGAAGGGGAUGCGUAUCUCACGCUGCAGACGCGCGUGCAGGCCAACCCCUUGAACACCUUUCUGAGUACGAAGCCCUCGUUCGCAUCUCCUACUCCGCUCGCCGCGAGCUCCGGCCUUACGAUACCGCUGCAAAUCACGCUGUCAGAUAUACGACUGUCUGGGUUUGUGAUACUGGUCUUCUCGAAGCAAAAGGGUAUCACGCUGGUCUUUCGGAAUGAUCCGCUGGAGAGCUUGAAGGUCAGCAGUACGUUUGACAGUAUACCUUUUGUGCGGGAGUACCUGCAGCGUACGAUCGAGGCGCAGUUGAGAGUGUUGUUUAUGGAAGACUUGCCAGCAAUAAUACACCGGCUGUCGUUGCGGGUCUUCUCUGAAGAGCAUCGGCCUUCGAGUGAUGGGGAAAAGGCUGCCGAGGCUGAGAAGGAUAAAGAGGCGAUAAUGCAUACCAACCACGACAGAGACGCUACCGACGACGCUCACUCUGUCACGAGCACAAUCGACUCUUCGUCCUUGUUAGAUGCGUCAGGAGAGGCAUACGCAUCCUUCUCACAGAAGAAUCUGGUCCGACUGGCAGCUUUGUCCGAGAGCCAGCGUACGCUUAGCCUGUUCACACCAAACAUCCGGGAUGCAGUCUAUCGGGCAUGGACGAGCGCUGCAGAACGGAAUGCGGAAGGAGCGGCGUCAGGCUUGCAUUCCAAGAGCAGUCUUCCAACCCUCAGCCGCAUCAAUUCGGCAUUCAACGUACAGCAUAGCGUUUCCCACUCAAGAGUUCCAGGGAGUGCUGGCACACUGUCGUCGGCUGCAAGCCACACAAGUGACGCACCUUCGCUUGCCACCAGGCCCAGCCUCGCUGCCCACUCGUACACUUCAACUUCGUACUCACUCGGUUCGGGCCGAUCUCGACCUCAUGGGACGAGGAAACGGAAGAAUCGGGUGGUCAAUCUGCGCCGAGACCGCGAUGGUCCGACCGACGGCGCGUCUGAGACGAUGAGCGUGGGGAGCAGCUAUGAAGAUAGCGCAGGGAAGAGCGAGAGCAUGAGCGCGAGUGGCGAAGGCCAUUCAUCGUCCGGACCAGAGCUGGACAGUACGGUGCUCACCUCAUCCAGCAUCCAUAAAGCUGGCUACGAAGGCGAGGUACACACACCACAUAGCAGUCCCCAGAAGAAGGUCGACUUUCGACGGCGGCCGUCAAUCAAGGAAGUCGAACCGCUGCCGGAUGUGAUUGCAGGCGCUGAGAGAUUGGAGCCAAGAAAGCACAGAAGACCUGUCACGCCACGGAACCCACAGAACCAGCUAGGCCAUCCGUUCGAUGAGCUCGAUGCCGAUCCUACGCCUAGACAGAGCAUGUAUCUGCCCGAAGAUCCAACACACACGAAGCCCUCAAAUCCGCGACGAAAUCUCGAACGACAACAGACGAUGCCGCCUCAAACUCAGUCGUCGACAACGAAGCAACCGCCAAUGCCACCGAGCCUGCCGAGAUCAUCCUCCGAGCUGAGCAUUUCCGAUCUCCUGCCGUCGUAUCCUUUCACGCAGGAUGGCAAGGAUGGGGGAAGCAGCUCCGGUGGGAUAUUAGAGCAAGCCUGGAUGACGAAGAUGGCCACCGAGAUCGCGCGGAGGGUGGCUGAAGAAAGAGAGCGGCAGCAGGAUGUUCACGCAUCUCGUCGAGCAGUGGGCAAGGGCGAUCAUGGAGAGCAGGUACAGGACAUUGAAAGCGAUGCACCGCCAGCGUAUGUGGGAUGA